UUUGAAUUACGACUACUUGAUUCUGUGUCUUGUUUGAUAAGUAUCCUUAUUCGAAGAUGAAACUCUUAGCUGCCUUCGCCAUCUUACUGAUUGGCGCCAACGCUAGUGUUCUACCGGUGCCAAGCGAAGCCAUCGCAGAAGGCAAGAACGAUGCUCGUUUUAUUGAGGGAAUAAUUGCUGAUAUUCUCGACCUCAUAAGCAACUACCUCGCCGCCAACGGCUAUGAUCCCUAUGAAGUGGACUCCUUGGAAUACCAAUAUAGACUGCCAGUGACAGACCUGUUCGCACUCGACGCCGAGCUGAAGGGCUUGAAGCUGGCUGGUGGUAGUAACAUCGUGCUGCACAAUAUCAAUUAUGCCGUUCUCGCCAGCAGACUUACCUUCGACGUAUCUCUGCCCAGACUCUCAGCUGCCGUCGAUAGUUCCGCCUUGGACGUUACCUUCUUUGGUGGAAAUUUAAAUGUUGGCCUCGGAGGAUCAGUCGCUCUUGUGGAAACUCGCUUGAAGGUUGAUGUUCGUAUUAACAUUAGCGUCAUCGGAGGCAUCUCAAUCCGUACCCUUGACAUUGACUUCACUCUUCGUGGUAUCGAGUCCGAACUCGACCUCAGAAUUCAGGACGUCGACUAUUCCGAACCCAUCAACAAGUUGCUUGGAGCUACCAUCCCCAAUGCACUCGAAGCCAACAGGGACGAGCUCAAUGAACUGUUGGAGUACAUCGUCUUGCAGAUCGCUGAAAGCAUUCUAUAAACUAAUAACAACAUAUCUGAAACAAACCGAGACGAGAUGUGAAUUCACUGAUGUUCAAUAUUUUAUUAUUAAACACAUUUCAUAAAUAGAUUUACCUAUAU
Molecule: messenger RNA, 847 nt
Organism: Achroia grisella
Lineage: Eukaryota; Metazoa; Arthropoda; Insecta; Lepidoptera; Pyralidae
Exons: 8
Coding region: 57-746 (229 amino acids)
Source: RefSeq, a predicted model, not a curated record